AUGGGAACUUCCAGCAACUGGUUUCGAAAAAUCCGAAGAAAGUUUGUGAGAUCCUCAGACAGAGAUAUCAUUGUCGUCUAUAACACCAGCCCACGCUUCCAUGGAGAAGAAGCCGAUUAUGAAGUCCUCAUUCACGACGACGCUUCGUCUACAAUCUCUUCCAUCAUAACCAUAGAGAAAACUUUAACCAAGGAAGACAUUGCAGCCAUCAAGAUCCAAGCAUUUUUCAGAGGCCAACUUGCAAGACGAGCAUUUCGAGCACUCAAGAGCCUGGUGAAGCUGCAAGCACUGGUUCGAGGAGUGUGUGUGAGGAAACAGGCCCGAGUCGCUAUGCAAUGCAUGCGUGCGCUUGUGCAGUUGCAGGUCAAGGUUCGUGCACGGCAGCUCCUCAACGGGUAUAGUGAUGCCAGAUCCAUCACAGCUUAA
Messenger RNA from Fragaria vesca subsp. vesca, 426 nucleotides. RefSeq names its product protein IQ-DOMAIN 14-like. Lineage: Eukaryota; Viridiplantae; Streptophyta; Magnoliopsida; Rosales; Rosaceae. The transcript is spliced from 2 exons. Gene Ontology annotation, molecular function: protein binding. The record is from RefSeq and is a predicted model, not a curated record. Bases 1 to 426 code for a protein of 141 amino acids.